Exophiala oligosperma is the source of this 2468-nucleotide messenger RNA. RefSeq lists its product as uncharacterized. The transcript has a single exon. The record is from RefSeq and is a predicted model, not a curated record. Lineage: Eukaryota; Fungi; Ascomycota; Eurotiomycetes; Chaetothyriales; Herpotrichiellaceae. Bases 787 to 1761 code for a protein of 324 amino acids.
CAUGUAUCUCAUCCGGCACCGUUGUCUGCCUUGGGCUAGUCCGAAGCUUCGAAGGAUCGAAAAACCAAGGGUGGUCACACUGGUUAUGAUCCGGGCAACGGCGCAAGUCCUUUGAUGAAAGGGAACAGCGCGCUCUCUCUCGGGUUCGAGAAUAUUGUAUAUACGCAAUGUCCGGACAGCUCUCCGCGAACGGACCCCCUACUGACUCUCAUCAAAUGCAGAGCGCUCACGGCAAACGGGAAAUCUCUUCGUUUCGUUAAUCAGUGGCUUCGGUGUGAGGCUCUUUCGCCCUUUGCCCCUCACGACGGAACCCAAGGAGUUGUGCAGACUUAUCCCGCAGAUCUCGGGCCAUCAAGUUUACAGCUUACUAUUGAGCACCAGCCACAUCGAGGCAUGAUGCUAUUUCUCUACUGGACGAUGAUUAUGGCAUUGGAUCACUCUGCCAUAACAUCGUCGACAAUCGUCACAUCAAACGAUCCGAGAGUUUCAACGACUGGUGAUCCGUGAAGAAGCGUGAGCGAUUUAGUAUCUGAUCAAGACCUCACCAGGUCAGCAGCUGUAGUAGCUAAUCCUAAGUCCGAGUCGUUGAUCCGAAGAGCUAGUCCGAAGCGCUAAUCCGAAGAGCUAAUCCGCGAUGAGCUAGUCCGAGAAGUGACUAUACCCUCUAUAUAGUUGGAAGUAUACCUAUUCGACUCCCCCCUCGAUAGCAUCUCUGUUUCCCUUUCUACCCCUUCGCAGCAAGCUCACCAUCAGUUGAUCCUGAAACACACCACACCAGCAAAAACCAUGACUGGCAUUUCGAAAGAACGGAUGCAAACCGCCCAGGCGCAGGAAAGGACCAUCUCGGCAGAGGAUCACGACAAGGUCAAGGCGCUGGCAGGCAUGGUCAAGAUGCCCCGGAGCUUCAUCUUUAAGAACCCCGACGAGUACGGCAUGAAGGGAUGGUACGACAUUUCCAUCAAGUCGGAUGAUGGGACGCCGCUCGAGGCGUGGUACAUUCCGGCUCGUGGCGGCGAGAGUGAUCGGCUGGUCAUCUUCAACCACGCGUUGCCCAUGUGCCGGGCUGGCUACCCGGGCCACAUGGGCCCGCCGUGGAGCGAUUUCAUCGAGCCAGUCGAGAUUGACUUUGUCGUGCAGUACAAACACCUGACCGACGCAGGUUACAACGUCUUGACGUACGACCUUCGCAACCACGGCCAGAGCGGCGCGGCCAACGGGGGAGUGUCAGGUAUCGGCCAGUGGGAGUGGCGCGACUGCGUCGGCGUAAAAAGCUUCGUUGACACACACCCGCGCCUCGGCCGCAUGAAAAAGGCCUUGUUCAGUCAGUGCCUGGGUGGCAUUUCGCAGUACGCAGCCAUCACCAAGCGGCCCGAGCUGUUUGACGACAUCCGCUGCAUGUGUAGCCCCCUCGUGCCCAACAUGUCGGCGGUCUUUUCCAAGCUGUCCGGGCCCCAGGGCAUCAGCCAGUACCAGGAACUCAUCGACCUGGAACUCCUCAAGCUGGGAGGUUUCCCCGCCUCCGACAUGUCGGGCAAGUUGUGGGCGCCCAACGUCAAGCUCCCCGUUCUCAUGUGGCAGGUCCACGACGACGCCAUCAUCGAGAAUCCGUCCGACGCCCAGAGUACCUUUGACGCCCUGGCCAGCCGCGACAAGGAACUUUACUGGAUCGAGGGCACGACGAAACGCUUCGAGGACGGCUACAACUGGUUCGGCCGCCACCCCGAAAAGGCGCUGUCCUUUUUGAAAAAGUAUAUGGAUUAGAACCAAUCCUUUUCUUUUUCGUGCGCACGCUUUGCGCAAUGCCGGCAGAGGGCUGUUGCGAAAGGUGAAACACGACCGGGAACAUGUUUUUGAACCACCAAAAUUCAUGUAGCAGAGCCAUUGGAGGUGAUGUGACGGCCACGUCGAGUUGCAAUGAUGCUGUAAUGCCUAGGAGUGUGUCAAUUCACAAGUCUAUCUCUUUACCUAGAGCCAUUCGAUUCAUUUUUGAUGAAUAUCGAAACGAUAGAACAAGUAUCCGUGACGACCGGGCUUACACUCCUUCCAAAACUCGAGGGGCAUGGUAACUAGUAUAGCAUAUACCCUUCCGGCACAGGUGGACAUUACAGGCUUCACAGUCUGUGAAAAUGUUGCGGCCGUCGGAUUUAGCCUCCAAAGACCUCUGUUCAUUGCCUGUUAGUCGUUGCAAUGGUCGACGACCUUUUCCAUGGCAUUCCUGAGGCAUUUUCGCUCCCCAGGCGCAAUAGGACCGGGUUACUAGUCUAGUCAAUUGGUGAUGAGUGCCUCGCAAGACUAGUUGGCGAAUGAGAGCCUUCUCAAAUCGGUCAUGGCCGUGAUGACUAGCAUGGACAAACCUAUCAUGUUGAGCGAGUUCAAAUUCUAUAGGAAUUGACUAGACAAACAUCGAAUAGUCAAUAGUUUCUAUUUCAAUAUAUUCUGGGGUUCGGUUGCGGCCGUCAUACGGUCCA